UUGAUUCCUGCGCACAAGGAAACACAGACACGGACGGAGGAUGGAAACAAAACUCUUUGUGUUCCAAAUGUAAUUACAAACGCUAUUCUGUGGAUCUAUUGUGCAAUAUUUCAAAGUAACAAGCAAUCUCAAACAAUGUAUGCUUUAGCAUUGCUCCUUCUUACUGCUAUAUGUCUAGAAUCUCAUGGUUUUGAUCUCGCGAAAAAUCUCAGAUAUUUUGAAACAAUCCACAAAGACGAAAUUAGUCACAACGUUGUUAAACGAGGAAUCAAUCCAAGCCAGCACAAGUUCAAUCAAAUCAAAGAAAUUGAUUUUAAAGCUCUGGGGAAGAAUUUCCGUCUAAUCUUAUCACCAACGAAAGGUUUGCUGAGUCCUAACUUUAAAGCUGUAGAGAUUGAUGGCGAGGAAGAAAAGGAACAUUUUAUUCCGAUUGAUCAUGAAUCUUUCUACGACGGACGCGUGUUUGGAGAGACGGAGUCUAGAGCCCAGGUUCACAUGGAAGACGGAGUUAUAACAGCGAAUAUAUUUACUUCGGAAGAUGUUUAUCACAUUGAACCCUCAUGGAGACAUUUACCAAACACUGAUCAACAAACCAUGAUUGCAUAUAAGGAGUCGGACAUCAAGUUUUCUUGGACGGAGCCAGACGAAAAUAGUUUCAUUCCGCCGAAAGUUUGUGAUUUUGUUCGGGAGAACGGGACGGUUGACUUGGAUGAAGGGGAUGAGAAUGAGACGAGGAGUAAAAGAUCGUCGGAACCGUUCUACGCAACGGCCGGUGAGGGUUCGCUUCGGCAGACGAGAUGUCCACUGCUGUUAGUAGCGGACUACAGGUUCUACAAGGAGAUGGGAGGAUCUAAUUCUAAAACUACAGUCAACUAUUUAAUCAGUUUAAUCGACAGAGUUCAUAAAAUCUACGAGGACACAGUCUGGCGGGAUACCCCGGAGUCAGGCGGGUUCUCCAACAUGGGAUUCAUCAUCAAGAAGAUCGUUGUGCACAGGAAACCAACUCAGACAAGGGAGAACGAGGUUCAUUACAAUAUGUUCAGAUCCUCCUGGGACGUGAGAAAUCUACUCGAAGUGUUUAGUAGAGAGUACACUCAUAAAGAUUUCUGUCUCGCGCAUUUAUUCACGGAUAUAAAGUUCGAAGGAGGUAUCCUGGGUCUAGCCUAUGUAGGUUCUCCGCGGAGAAAUAGUGUCGGAGGUAUCUGUACUCCAGAGUACUUCAAGAACGGGUACACAUUGUAUCUAAACUCUGGGCUUAGCUCCAGCAGAAACCACUAUGGACAGCGGGUGAUAACAAGAGAAGCUGAUCUUGUGACGGCUCAUGAGUUUGGACACAACUGGGGCUCGGAGCACGAUCCUGAUGUGCCGGACUGUAGUCCCUCUGCUAGUCAGGGUGGAUCGUAUCUUAUGUACACCUACAGUGUAUCCGGGUAUGAUGUAAACAACAAGAAGUUUUCUCCUUGUUCACUGAGGUUCAUCCGUAAAGUUUUGCUCGCUAAAUCUUCCAGAUGCUUUACAGAACCAGAGGAAUCCUUCUGUGGAAACCUACGGGUAGAAGGAGAGGAAGAGUGUGAUGCAGGUUUACUAGGCUCCGAGGACCGGGAUGCAUGCUGUGAUGAAAACUGUAAACUCCGGGAGGGAAGUAUCUGCAGUGAUAAGAACUCCCCCUGCUGUAACAACUGUCAGUAUAUGGCGGUUAACGCUAAGUGUCGAGCAGCAAACUACGCCACGUGUGAGAAAGAAGCCUCCUGUACCGGAACCUCGGCCGAGUGCCCGAAAUCUGAUCAUAUGCCGGACGAAACCAACUGUAUUGAGAAAGGAAAAUGUCGGGACGGAAAAUGUAUCCCGUACUGUGAAACCCAGGGUGAACAGUCCUGUAUGUGUGAUAACAACAUUGAAGACGCGUGUAAGAGAUGCUGUAGGAAAAAUCUGAAUAGUUCUUGUAACGCUGUGAAACCUAGUGAUAUCUUACCGGACGGAACCCCCUGUUAUCAAGGUUUCUGCCAUCAGGGCCAGUGUGAGAAGUCCAGUCCUGACCCAAUAGUUCGGAUCAUUGAUAUAUUUAAAGAUAUCAGCAUCACAUCCGUGCUUAAAUUCUUGAAGGAUAAUGUUGUUGGUACAGUUAUAUUUGUAUCUCUACUGUUCUGGGUUCCUAUAUCCUGCCUUAUCAGCUGGGUUGACCGGAAACGCGCCAAACAGGACGCUAAAGACUGGGAGUGGAGAAGACAGGACGAACUUAUUCAUCCAGAAGACAAACGUCGGAUAAUCCAUAUGCGGGUUCCGAAACGGAAUACGACGGAACAGAUAACUCCGGAGCACAGGGCUGAUCUCGUACAUAGGAAUACAAUCUCACAACAGUCAUCCAUGUAAAUCAUGUACAUACAUACAGGGAACCCCAUAAACUGGAAUAGGAAGAUGAAUUUGAGACUUAAAUCAAUCAUGAUAUUAGAUAGUCCAAUUGUGCAGUAUACACAAUCCAUCUCAGUUUAAAACCUGGUAUAAUAUUUGCUAUAAAAACCUAAAACACAAAUAACCUUACUUAAAUGUCGUCUUUCUAUGGUUUUAUGGAUCUACUGUUGAAUAUUCACUAUUCAGUACUCUUAUUACAUUGAACAUUCAGUGUCUAGCGUACACCGUAAAUCAAGUAGGCAGUACUUGAAGUUAUUGUGUUGGUCAUUGUUUGUUAGCCAUUUCUUUCUACUCAACUAUAAAUUGUUUUUCUUCUGUUCUCCCGAUAUUUUCUUUGAGGGUCAAAAUUUUGUCAAAUUAUACUGAUAGGAAACUAGCAGAAAAUGAUUUUUGUAAUACGAUGGACCUCGUUGAUCAUUGUGGAGCCAAAAAUACUGAAAUGUUAAAAAAAAUUAAAAAUGGCCGACACUUCUAAUAGUACACUCAACAAUCAGUACUGUAAGUACACUGAAUAACACUUACUCUACACAAACGUAUUAAUACAUGAUAUUUUUAAUCAAAUUGACUACUGUACAGCCCGUACAGUUUUAACUGUACUUUCCGUACAGUUGUAUGCUUAUAAUUGUACAAAGUUGACCUUAUGUACAGAUGUACACCUGACGUAAAAUCUCAACCAAAGAUAUUUAGUUAAAAGCGAUAUUCUUCAUUCUUCAGGGCAUUGCUUAGUUCUUAAAAACUAUUAGUUAUAUGUACUUCUUGACCUUUUAUCCUCAUUUUUAUAUAUAUCUAUGAUAUCAAAAUUAUGUCGAGCUGUAUGUUUUUAACAAUGUGUAAACAAUUACCAAAAAUGUAACAUUCCGUUUUUUAGUUCUGCUUCCUUUAUUCUUAAUUUAAAAAGUCAAAAAUAACAGGUGAUUUAAUCAAUUUGUUUUAUUAAACGAAUUUUUAACGAAAUAAUUAUGCAUCAUUUAUUAAUUGCGUGCCAUCAAUGAUUCACAUUAAUGAAUGUCUCUUUAACCCACUUCUUAAGAAUUCAUUGUAUUCCAAUCCAAGUUGCAAAAAUAUUAUUAAUAUAACUUUGGCGUGGACUGAAGGAAAUUUGUAAAAAACGAGCUAUAUCCCAAAUUGCUAUUUGUUUAGGCUAAUAUAAAAUAAAAUAAAAUAAAAUAUUUUACAUAAAAAGAAGGACUAUUUCACCAUAUGCCACCGUUUUUGCCCUGUAAAUUUACCUUUUUUCGAUUAACAAGAUCUCUCAGAGGGUCUUGACAGUUGUUUUAUAAUUAAGUAAACAAUAAAAAUUAAUUGAAACAUCAUUUUGGUUUUAAUCAACUUGUUAAAGCCAUAUUUAUUUAUACUUGAAUGCUGACUUAGAUUUGAAUAUUUACUAUAAUUAGUUGACAUUAAUUAAUUUUCUAGUCGUUUAUAUUUCAUUAAAUGCAUA
Messenger RNA from Eurytemora carolleeae, 3850 nucleotides. RefSeq names its product ADAM 17-like protease (gene Tace). Gene Ontology annotation, cellular component: plasma membrane. Gene Ontology annotation, molecular function: metalloendopeptidase activity. The transcript is spliced from 3 exons. Gene Ontology annotation, biological process: Notch signaling pathway; membrane protein ectodomain proteolysis. Lineage: Eukaryota; Metazoa; Arthropoda; Copepoda; Calanoida; Temoridae. The coding region runs from base 136 to 2370 and encodes 744 amino acids. The record is from RefSeq and is a predicted model, not a curated record.